UACAUCGACCAAUGCGUUACACAACACCAGGCGCUGGGUAACUAAUUAAGGUCAGCUGAUUCGAUUACUUCAAUCGAACGAGAUGAGCUCCUUCUCCUCCGUCGACGGUGUGGCCUGCGGCGGCGGGAAGAAGACGUCGUGGCCGGAGGUGGUCGGGCUGUCCGUCGAGGAGGCCAAGAAGGCGAUCCUCAAGGACAAGCCUGAUGCAGACAUCAUCGUCCUGCCCGUCGGCACGCCGGUGACCGCGGACUUCAGGCCCAACCGCGUUCGCAUCUUCAUCGACACCGUCGCCGAGAUCCCCCGUGUGGGCUAGCUAGCAAGCUAGCUAUAGCUUGAGUAAUAAUAAAGUAAUAAUGGAGGACUAAAUGCGUCGUGUUAUAUGUUCAUCCCAUGUGUUUGAUCAGUUAAUAUAAGCAUGUGUACGUGUGUUUGAAAUUCUGUCCAUGGCACAUCGGGACCGGGAGAAUAAACAUGCGGCUCCACCAGAGUCACUUUGUUUGCGAUCUCGUCUCGCCUAUGUGUAAUAACUUCCGUGCCAUUAAUAGCACUAGCUAAGCGUCCGUGCGUUGCAACGGAUAGACUA
Brachypodium distachyon (stiff brome) is the source of this 583-nucleotide messenger RNA. RefSeq names its product subtilisin-chymotrypsin inhibitor-2A. NCBI's taxonomy places the organism in Eukaryota, Viridiplantae, Streptophyta, Magnoliopsida, Poales, Poaceae. Gene Ontology annotation, molecular function: serine-type endopeptidase inhibitor activity. The record is from RefSeq and is a predicted model, not a curated record. The transcript has a single exon. Bases 83 to 313 code for a protein of 76 amino acids. Gene Ontology annotation, biological process: response to wounding.